UAAAUACUUGAAGUAGAGAAUUAUUUUCACCAAAACAUAAACUUCUUCUACCUGACUUUAUCUGUUUUUUUUUUCCUUCAUUUCCUCAAUUCUCGUCUUCUUCAGAGCAACUAGAAAUGCAAGGAGGAAGGGACCCCUUCUUUGGUUUUGGCGACCCAUUUGCCAGUGGUGGUUUUGAUGGGCAUAGAGAUUUAAUAUCUAGCUUUUUUGGAGGGAGAGACCCAUUUGAUGACCCCUUCUUCACUCGCCCAUUUGGGGGUAUGCUUGAGUCAAGCUUCUUUGGCCCCAGUAGAGGUCCAUUCAUGCAUUCUCAAGCGCCUAGCCUGUUUGGUCCCAGUGGAGUUCCAUUUAUGGAUGCACAAGCAACUGGGUUUCUGGGUCAUCAGUCCUCUCAUCCCCCUAGGUCUAGGGGCCCUAUUAUUGAGGAAUUGAACUCUGAUGAUGAACAAGAUGAAAAUGAAGAUCAGAAGGAAAAGAGGGAUAACCCUAGAAAGCAUGGUAGGUCAAUCAAUGAGCCUUUGGUUGAGGAUCCAGAUGGCGACGCUGAAGAGAGGAGGAGGAAACAAGUGCAGUUCAGGAAUGAUUACCACCGGGGGAGUAUCCCACAGUCACAACCCCGAGCUCAAAGCUUCAGCUUCCAGAGCUCCACUGUAACUUAUGGUGGUGGAAAUGGUGCAUAUUACACUUCAUCUAGUACAAGGAGGACUGGCAGUGAUGGAAUGACAUUUGAGGAAAGCAAAGAAGCUAAUUCAGCUACUCGUGAAGCAGCCCAUAGAGUAUCAAGGGGAAUCCAUGACAAGGGUCAUUCUGUCACUCGGAAGCUGAAAUCUGAUGGUAGGGUGGACUCCAUGCAGACUUUGCACAAUCUGGAAGAAGAUCAACUUGCUGGUUUUGAAGAGGCAUGGAAAGGGAAGGCUAGGAAACAUCUGCCUGGCUGGACUGAUGGUCUGAACACAGAAGUUAUUGGAUCUGGAAGAAGUGCUGUGAAUGGAGCAAAUCAGGGAGGGCGGGCACUUCCUUAUGUAGGAAGGUCCAAUCAACUUGAGAGUGGUGCGGUGCCAGAAAUGGGACAUGCAGCAGGCCCUUCGCGUCCUCACCAUGCUGGAAGGGGAAGAUCAGCUGUUGGUGGCAUGUCGGGUUCUUCAUCCCGCGUUAAAUCAAGGGCAGCUGACACGGCUAACUUGAAUCAAGCCGGGAAGCAUUAGGGAUCCAAGCUCUCUGUAUUAGUGCUGCUAUGCUUUAGGUAGUUACUAGCUAUAUAUGUCUUAGGCUUAUCCUCCAGAUAUCUCGAAACAAGAUCUGUUGUAAGUUGUAACUCUCUGCGCGAGUAUGGUGGUGGUUAUUGAUCCGAUUCUCGGAUCAGUCUGUCUGAAUCGAAUCUGAUAUACGACAGAUGAUAUAAGAUCUGCAUUAGCGUUUGGCAUGCUUUUUCUUUUUA
Coffea eugenioides is the source of this 1438-nucleotide messenger RNA. RefSeq lists its product as uncharacterized. Lineage: Eukaryota; Viridiplantae; Streptophyta; Magnoliopsida; Gentianales; Rubiaceae. The coding region runs from base 117 to 1205 and encodes 362 amino acids. The transcript is spliced from 7 exons. The record is from RefSeq and is a predicted model, not a curated record.